AUGGGUUCGGCUUUUGGUGAUCGAAAACGUUUGGAAGAUUUGUUGAAAGCAGAAGAGGUCAAAUCUGAACAUGAACUUCAAAUUAUUGAAGCGGAUGAUGAGGUUGAAUCUGUGGAAGAUGACCCACCGCCUCCCCAACAAAAUAAGCAAACAACUCCUCGUCCAACACCUCCAAUAGAUCCGCAAGCAGGAAUUGAUUUAUUAGACCAUUGGACACGUUCAAUAGAAAAAAUGGCAAAAUCUCCAGACAUUUUGAAAAAUUUGAGCAAUUCAAAUAAUUCAAUUGUGUCAACUUCUAUCAAUUCCAAUGUCAAUAAGAACAAUUUAAACAAAUCUGGAAGGUGUUCUUUUAAAGAAUCUGCACAGACAAUUCCUAUUGUUUAUGGAGCUGGGACUCCUGCUACAGAAAAUUUGAGUUUGGAACAAAAAACGAAGCGUUGUUUAGCUGAUCUUCACAGACAAAUAACUAAUGGAAUUCCAAAAAGAAAAUGUCAAAUGUGCAAUCAAAAUGUCGACAACGAUUAUCGUUCAAUGAAGAAUCACGUUUUUCGUGUCCAUUUUAGGCCUUAUAAUUUAAAUAAAUUUACUCAACUUUUGGAACGGUGUUUUAAAAAAGAUGGCAAUAAUUGUAAUAUUUUUAUUACAAAUGAUUUACAAUGCAAUGUUUGUGGACGAGAAUUGAGAACUAAAAGUUUGUUUGCUUUUUUAUUUUUUUUUUGA
Molecule: messenger RNA, 720 nt
Organism: Meloidogyne enterolobii
Lineage: Eukaryota; Metazoa; Nematoda; Chromadorea; Rhabditida; Meloidogynidae
Source: the annotation of a GenBank genome assembly